AUGCUUCCAUCAUACCUUCAGAAUCCAUCUUCUUCUAGUUCCAGUCCAAGUCUUCAAAAAGAUAAAAGUUAUGGAAAACACGAUCUUCCUGUUACUACAUCAUCAAUUCAAACAAAGUUUGACUUUCACCCACAAGACAAUUACAGUUGGGCCCACAAUGAUUUAGCUAUGAAAAACAACCAUGGCAAUAGGCUAUUACCACCAUCAAUGUCUGUUCUUUCUACAACACAUUAUGCAGGGCAAUCUGGUCAUUCUCGCCCUGGGGUCGUUGAAGAAGCAGUUGGUGAUGAAAGGCUGAUUUAUCAAGUAGCACUACAGAUCAUUUGGGGUAUUAUGUCAAAUUCUAGUGUUAUUGAUGGUGAUUUGUAUUCUUCUAUGAGUGAGAGUGAAGAAGAAGAUGUUGAGAACUCAUUUUUUGAAGGUGGUGAAUCUUCAAGUUCAGUACAUGAUGCACAAUAUUUUGAUGAUAUAAUUGGAGAACAUGUCUAUAAGCCAGAUGUACCUGUUCAACUUAUUCCUUUUAAGGGUUUAAUCUUUAAAUCAUUAAAGUUGGCUAUCAAAAUGUAUUCUGAGUAUGCUGAAAUUGGUGAUUUUGAUGUUAGGCUGAGCAUACAGACAAGGUUUGAUAACAAGAUUAUAAAUAAGAAACAUGUUAUAUGUAAUCGUGGUGGUAAACAGAAAAAGAAAUCUUGUGACACAUUAGGUACAAGUGGUGUUAAGAGGACACGAAAUUCAAAUUCAAGAGCUAUUGGUUGUCAAGCAAAGAUUAUAUUUGAAUCUGUGUAUGGAACUCCAGAUUUUAAAGUUUUUCAGUUUGAUGAACUUCACAACCAUCCACUUGAGAAGAGAAGCGAUUUAAAAAAGGCGAGACAAAUGUCAUAUUCAGAAAAAGAGUUUAUUGUGUGUGCUUCCACAUAA
This is a messenger RNA of Lactuca saligna, 918 nucleotides long. The record is from the annotation of a GenBank genome assembly. NCBI's taxonomy places the organism in Eukaryota, Viridiplantae, Streptophyta, Magnoliopsida, Asterales, Asteraceae.